GAAUAAUGUGUCAUUUAUUGCGUCAGAGUUGUUAAUAUGACGUAACAAAUAAGAAACACAACUGCUGUUUUUUAAAUAAUAUUUGGCAGAAAUAACAUCAACAAGCAUUAAAAUUAAUACAUUAUUGUAAAAAAUCUCCUUUUCAAAUAUUACCCACAUAAAAUUCGAACGAUUUGUAGCGUUAUUGUUGUUAUGUGACAGUCACUACACGUAUAUUUUGCGCGCUCACGUAUACCUCAUGUAUUCUCUUGUUUGUUUCAUAGUUAUUACGCGUUGUGAAUCAUCUAUUCGUGUGGCUUGUAGUAGGAACUGCCAAGAGAAGCAUGAUGCGUAGACGGAAACUGGGCAAGAGUAGAGAGAAAAUAAAGUCACUCGAUCCGGCAGCAAUGAAGAAAUCGCUCGAGAAAAUAAUGGAGGACGAUAGUUUUAGGACCCAAAUGUACGAGGACACAGUAAAUGUGAUAGUAAACCGAUUGGAAUGCGAACUUACAGAUUUUUCUGAAGCAGACCUGCUUAAUCUCGCGCAGGAUACGUUUGAGGUGUCGAAUUCCAGCCAUAAGGUCGCUGUCGAAAAAGCUAGAAGCCAAGAAAUCUCCAAGAAGUGCGUCUUGCGGCUACAAGUGAUCAAAGCGGAGCACCUGGCUGCAAAAGACGUGGACGGCACUUCGGACCCUUACUGCUUACUGGGUGUUGUACCAGCGUCUCAGUACGUUAACUUGCGGUCGUCGAAAACUGUUACCGCGAACACAUCGGUCAUAAAUUCCACGCUUACUCCCGAGUGGAACGAAACGUUGGAACUCUUCGUAGAAAGAGAGCAAAUUUCAAACAGUAAUCUGCAGAUUCAAGUUUGGGAUAGCGACGAAGUAGUUGGGGGAAAUGGGAACUUGAAGAAAGUAAAAGGAGUCAAAGGCGUUGGCAGAUACGUUAAAGAAGUUGCUCAGUCAGUAACGAAGUCUGAAGAUCAUGACGAUUUUAUGGGGUUCAGUUCGCUACCAUUGUCUAGUGUGCCUUCUCAGGGGUUGGAACGAUGGUUUAAGCUUAGAGCCGCGCAUUCCUUACAGAAAGUUUCCGGUCGGAUUAAAUUACAAGUAGAGGCCCACACACUUCGAAGUACACAAGAACGUGAAAGGAAUGAACACAACAAGUUCCCUGUAGAUGUUAUUCUAGCUGGUAUAUUGACCACAGCUGCAGAAAUGGCACACAAAGUACACAUGUCUUUGAAGGAAGGAGAAGUUUGGAACGCUAAUCUACCGAAGCACAUGCAAAGCAUUAUACAAGAAUUCAUCGGUCAAAAUGAAAUUGAUCCUCUCACGUGCGCCAUCGUCCGGUGGGAAGUUUUUACAAAAAUACAUUUGCAGUCACCGCAUGGCGUGGAUAUCAUGUUCAUUGAAAGACUCAUCAAGGAACUGGACAUGCAUAGUAGUGAUACGAAGUCGGCGCGCGCUGAAAAGUUCACGGUGGAUGUCUUAUGCGAAUCCUUCUCAAAUUUCAUUCACCAUGAGUGUGAACGACUAUCACGUCAUAGAGAGGAAUUUGCAACAACCAAGACCAACUACGUCAUCGCGCUAGGAAGCACUCUGCUGUGCUUGAAGAAGCUAACUUCUACCAGCGUAUAUCAGCUUGUACGAACCAUAAACCCUACUAUUUCUGGAUCUUCUGACGUCAGAGAUGACGUCACCGACGCGCUGCGACGUGGAACGGAAACGUAUUACGUGGAAUUGUAUGAGAGAAAGUUGGACGAGUCCAUGCAGAAAGAGGAAAAGGAAAAUGAUAACUCUGAAGACGCUUACUAUGGAGGCGAUGAAAUACAAGUGUUGAUCAAGUUGGCGGAUCGUAUCUAUCAAGAUCUGAUGCUCGGUCACAGCAUAUACAACGGGGUGUUUCAAAAGAUACUUGGAAUUAGUUACAGCGCAAUUGUACACGAUAUAGUUGCCAAGAGCUUUGCCAAAGAUGCGAGCGAAGCGAUGAGCAAAGUCAAUAAACACCUCAGCCUUGUAGAAGACCCAAAUCACGUCGAAUCGGAAUCGAAAAGCACCCUCUUGUUUCGCCUCUAUUUAAGCGUGAAGAAUUUGUCCGAACUUUGCAACAAACUAGGAGUAACAACAACCAGCAUGAAAACACCUUCAAUAACGAUGGUUGACGGCCAGAGCAUCGACAAAAACGGAAACGAUGAAGCGAAUUUAAGAGGUUUUGUUGACUGGUUUCGGCCAACUGUACUGCGAUGGCUCCAGAUGUCUAGGGGACGAACUAACAGCCGACUCCGCAAAGCAGUCGAGUUAGACCCAGCAAGAAGAGUGGACGAUAUAGUGAAACAUACUUCGUCAGCGGUCGACACUAUUGGAUGUCUCACCGGGGUAGUGACGUUCUGGCGAAGUCUUGUUUGGCCAGACCCUGUGGACGCAUACACGAUAGCACUUCGACUCACAGACGACAUGGCAAACGCUGUAGAAUGCUACGCUGAUUUGGUGCAUGGAAAAUUAAAGCAGGUCGGUUUCUUUGACGAAGAGGGGCAGUUCGACGUUACGGAGGAGCUAUGUUUGACUCUGAAUAAUUUGCAGUUUGUGAAGUCGUUCCUUGACAGUAUUCCUGACAAAAUGAACUUCAAGAAAAUGGCAGAAUCCGUCGAGCGUCAUCCAGAGGGACCAAGUGGUCAGAGGGUAAUGGCAACGUUUGAUGCUCUAAUUAACACUGCUCAGAUCGGAAUGAAAAAGAAGAUCAAAUCUGUGACAGGAGUUGUUGGGAGCAAGAUCAGACCUGACAUUCGAAAAUAUUUGCGGAACUUUGCAAGUGAGGUAACAAAGGGCAGUGCAGGUUCUAAUUUCCACGGUAGCGACCCGCUGGUGAAAAAGAACCUAAAAACUAGAGCUGGUGGUGCGAUCAGACCCCUCAUGAAAUAUUUGGAGGAAAAUAUAAUAACGUUGAAAGAAUGGCUGUGUGAGCCGAACUUUAAGCGUCUUUUAGAAGUUUUGUGGCGAGAAUCUCUCAACAGUUUACAUGUCGUCUCCUUGGUCGACUUUGUGGAUAAGAAACCAUUUUUCUUCUAUCUUUGCAGGUACAUACUGGACCAUUAUCUUAUGGAGUUCUUCCACGCUGAAGGACACGGAAUCGCAAGAGAAAGAAUGACCAACAUGGACGAGUACCGAGUCCUCGGGUCGGAACUUAAAAUGCGAAGUGCAAAGACGGAAGACCUGAUUAGACUCUUCUAUUUGCAGAUGUACGAAGACCAACAACGAGUUACUUCACCCACCUACGGUUGCCUUAAUGUGUUUGCUUCCUAUGAUGCCAUGUCAGAUGAAUUACACGUUGAUAUAAUCAGCGCUAGUGAUCUGCUGCCAUUGGACGUGAACGGACUUAGCGACCCGUUCGUAACUGUUAGACUUGCCCCUAAAAUGACGUUUAAAGACAACAGUACACGUCAAACUUUGGUCGAAAAAAAGACGGUGAACCCAGUUUUUACCGACGAAAGUUUCGUAUUUGAAGUGGAGAGAAGUACGAUGGAACUUGAAGGCAUGGUCGUUAUAUUUACAGUGUUAGAUCAUGAUGUGUUGAGCGCUAAUGACCUUGAAGGAGAAGCGGUGCUACCUCUUAACCAAGUUCUGGAUGGUAACAGGAAUCGCGGAAAGAAUUUCAAGCUUCCGUUAACACAACCCGUUGUUGUAAAGAUAUCACCAAAGAUGAAGCGAAAACAGCUGUCUUCCAAGAAAGACGAAAACUGCAACGGAAGCAUCGCUGGCGAAUCUGUCUCAAGCUCGAAGAUAAGCAACGAUGAUUACGAACUCGAUUAUGAAUGCGCGCAAAUAAUCAGCCCUGUUCUCUUGCUGCAAGGACGGAGCGGUUUUGACAAAGAUGCCGACGAAUUUUGUCGCUGGCGACGGAAACUAGAAAGCUCCAUCGAGACCGAUAUUAAGAAAUAGAAUUUCUAAAUUGGAAAAAAUACUGUCAAUUCAAUCGCCAUUUUGUUACCUAAUAUAUGUUAUAUACAUAUAUAUAUAUAUAUAUAUAUAUAUACAUGCAUACUGUAAGACCGAUUUUUUUGUAACUUGUUUCGCAGUUACACUGCAGAGCGAAAUUAUUCAUCUGAAAUAUAAUUUUAUUGAAAAG
Messenger RNA from Ciona intestinalis (vase tunicate), 4101 nucleotides. The record is from RefSeq and is a predicted model, not a curated record. Lineage: Eukaryota; Metazoa; Chordata; Ascidiacea; Phlebobranchia; Cionidae.